AUGUCAGGAAUAAUUCAGUUCAAGGAAGAAAUCGCUAAGCGUUUCAAGUCCCACAUUGAUCAGCUUGUGUUGAUAUUUGCUGGAAAAAUUUUAAAAGAUCAAGAUACUUUGGCUCAGCAUGGAAUUCACGAUGGACUCACUGUUCACCUGGUUAUCAAAACACAAAACAGAUCGCAAGACCACCCAGCUCAACAAGCAAACACCACUGGGAGUACUGCUACCACAUCAACAUCAAGCAGUAGUACCUCAACACCGUCUUCAACAAAUAGUAACCCUUUUGGCUUGGGUGGCCUUGGAGGUUUGGCAGGUCUGAGUAGCCUGGGCUUAAAUACCUCCAACUUUUCAGAGUUGCAAAGUCAGAUGCAACGGCAACUUAUGUCCAACCCAGAAAUGAUGGUUCAGAUAAUGGAAAAUCCAUUUGUUCAGAGCAUGCUUUCAAAUCCUGACCUGAUGAGGCAGUUAAUUAUGGCUAACCCUCAAAUGCAGCAACUGAUACAGAGAAAUCCAGAAAUCAGUCACAUGCUGAAUAAUCCAGAUAUAAUGAGACAGACACUAGAACUUGCUAGAAACCCUGCAAUGAUGCAGGAAAUGAUGCGAAAUCAAGACCGAGCCUUGAGCAACCUUGAAAGUAUACCAGGUGGAUACAAUGCCUUGCGACGUAUGUACACAGAUAUUCAGGAGCCAAUGUUGAAUGCAGCACAGGAACAGUUUGGAGGUAACCCAUUUGCUUCUUUAGUAAGCAAUGCAUCAACAGGAGGGGACAGUCAUCCAUCCCGUACAGAAAAUAGAGAUCCUCUACCAAAUCCCUGGGCUCUCCAGUCCAACUCGCAGAUUUCCACAACAAGUACCAGCACCAGUGGCGAGAGCGGUGGCAGUAGUAGCGAUGGAAAUAGCACCUCUGGCCGUACAGGACAGAGCUCAACUGCACCAAAUUUGGGACCUGGACUAGGAGGUGUGUUUGUUAUUGCACUUCUAUAUAUGUGA
This is a messenger RNA of Balearica regulorum gibbericeps (East African grey crowned-crane), 984 nucleotides long. Lineage: Eukaryota; Metazoa; Chordata; Aves; Gruiformes; Gruidae. The record is from RefSeq and is a predicted model, not a curated record.